AUGGAUACCCACGAAGACAUUGAGCUCUCCCAAGAGACCCAAGCUCGUGUUCGCAGACAAGUAGGAACAGAAGAGAAAAAGACCGUCAGAGUCCUGGCAGCGGCCUUUUGCUUUCUCGUCGCGGGCGUCAACGACGGCAGCUUGGGCGCCCUCGUCCCUUACCUGCUGCGCUCCUACGGCCUCACCCCGUCGUCCAUCGGCCUCAUCUGGGGGCUCUCCUUCAUCGGAUGGCUCCUCGCCGCUCUCACGGGGAGUUGGAUGCGCUCUGCCACCGGCCUGGGAGGAGCCCUCGUCGCCGGUGCCGCUGCUCAGCUCGCUGCUCACCUCCUCAGGUUCUGGACGCCGCCAUUUGCGCUGUUCGCAGUCGCCUUCGUCUUCGCGGCGCUGGGCCAGGGAUACCAGGACGCGCAGGCAAACGUCUUCGUGGCCGGGCUGGAGGGCGCCCAUCGCUGGCUGGGACUGAUACAUGCUAGCUACAGUGCCGGGUGUCUCGUUGGACCGCUGCUGGCAUCCCUCGUGGCCACUCAUACCGGUCAAUGGAUGUACUUCUAUCUCGUCCCCGGUGGGCUCGGCCUGGUCAACCUGGCGCUGGCCUGGUGGGCGUUUAGAGAGCACGUCUGCGUCUCGAUAUCAUGGACUACCAAUACUCCUGCUUCUACCGCUGAUGUUGCUUCUACUGCUGCUGCUCUUGAAGAGAGGAGGGAAGGAAGAGUGUGGACGGAGAUGAAGCUCACGCUGCAGUGUAGACCCGUCUGGCUGCUCAGCCUGUUCUACUUUUUCUAUCUCGGCGUUGCCAUCACCGUUGGAGGCUGGCUGGUGGAAUAUCUCGUCCAAGAACGGCAGGGAGAGCUCUCGCGUGUGGGAUAUGUGCCUACAGGCUACUUUGGUGGCAUCAUGCUCGGCCGUCUCCUCCUGGCUGAACCGGCCCACCGAUUAGGCGAGAAGCCAGUGAUAUUGGUCUGCUCGCUCUGCUGCCUCGCCCUGCAGGUCGUCUUCUGGCGUGUCAACAACAUCGUCGCUGACAGCGUGGUCGUCAGCGUCUUUGGCUUCUUGUCCGGGCCUUUCUUCGCAUCCGGAAUGUCCGUUGCAUCCAAGCUGAUACCAUCGAAUAUCCAUACCGCAGCACUAGGGCUCAUCUUUGUGGUCGCGCAGGCUGGUGGGACUGUGUUUCCAGCUAUCACCGGGGCCAUCGCUUCAAAGGCAGGCGUCAGCGUCCUGCAGCCCAUACUAGUCGGUCUCAUCGUGCUCAUGGGACUCAGCUGGGUCCUCGUUCCAGGCGUCGACAGGAAGCGAGACUAG
This is a messenger RNA of Microsporum canis CBS 113480, 1299 nucleotides long. RefSeq lists its product as hypothetical. The record is from RefSeq and is a predicted model, not a curated record. NCBI's taxonomy places the organism in Eukaryota, Fungi, Ascomycota, Eurotiomycetes, Onygenales, Arthrodermataceae. Gene Ontology annotation, cellular component: membrane. Gene Ontology annotation, molecular function: transmembrane transporter activity. The transcript has 5 exons. Gene Ontology annotation, biological process: transmembrane transport. Bases 1 to 1299 code for a protein of 432 amino acids.